UCGUCUCUCUCCCAUCCCAUGGCACAGAGCGCGCCACGCCUCGUCUCCGGCUCCUGCCAUGGAUCCCCAGCUUCAAUUCUAACCUUGCAGAAUUGCUCCCCUUCUGGUAUUCGCCAAGCCUCUCUCCGCCGCAAUUAUCCAUGACUUGUGAAGCAAUCAGCGCCACCGCCGUUCUCAAUUUGAACUCAACUCUAUUCAAUCCCAUACCUUUCGCCACUCCCUCCAGAACAAAUAAUUCCGUCGAAUAUUCAGGAAGCAGUCACCGUCGCCUGCGUUUCCAUUCUACCGCCCCGGUGAAUCAUGAGCGGCGCCGGUUUGUCCCGAAAGUGUUCUCUUCGUUUCCUUCGAUAGGGGCAGAAGAAUUCCCUCUUCUUCCCUUUCCCAUGGACCAGGUUUUCAUUCCAUCCGAGGGCAAGACACUUCAUUUGUAUGAAGCAAGAUAUCUCGCAUUGCUUGAUGAGUCUUUGUUUACAAGGAAAAAGUGUUUUAUUCAUUUCGUGUUGGAUCCUAUUGGGAUCAGUGAUGGAGCAGAAGCAUCAUUUGCUGCUAGAUAUGGUUGUUUGGUUCAUGUGGAAAAGGUUGAACGAUUAGAUGUUGGAGCAUUAGUAUCCAUAAGGGGAAUUGGUCGUGGCAAAAUUGUGACUUUUGUGCAGGCAGAUCCUUACCUGAAAGGCCUAGUCAUACCUGUGCAAGAUGUGAUUUGUGACUGUGUAACCAAAAUAAAUUCUCAAGUUAUGGUGCUGAAGGAAGCUCUUAACUGCUUGAAUAGCUUGGAGAUAAAGUUAAAGUUAUUAUCUUCUGUUAAUAGGCACCCUAAAGAGGAAUUGUUGCAGACUCAAAUUUCCAGUUCUGUUAAUUGGGCUGGAAAGGAAUGCUCUCUAGAUUGCUAUAGGGCUUUUUUCCCAUCCUUUGCCGAGCGCUUGUCCUUUGCAGCACUCCAGCCUGUUUCAGGACUGACUCACUCAGAAUUAGCGAAGUUGCAGAAAGAGAAGUUGAGAGCAAUGGACACUAAAGACACGCUGCAAAGGCUAGAUCAAUCAUUAGAAUUUGUUAAAAACAAUAUUUCCAUGAUUGCAGCCAAGCUUGCCAUUCAGUCCUUAGAUGCGAAAUAAAGCGGCAGCAAUCUAGAAGCCAGUUGUAUGAGAGAAAGAUGCAUCAUUCGCAUUCAGAUUGUACCUUAUUAAAUGAAUGGUAAUUAAUCAGUUGUUUCCCCAUAAUUAUAUUUCUGUUAAGAGUCUUGUGAAUCAUCUAACUGCCAUAAGUUCCAUCAAUAGUUGUGAAUAAAUUUAUUUUAGGCUAA
Messenger RNA from Diospyros lotus (date-plum), 1300 nucleotides. RefSeq lists its product as uncharacterized. The coding region runs from base 141 to 1112 and encodes 323 amino acids. The transcript is spliced from 7 exons. The record is from RefSeq and is a predicted model, not a curated record. NCBI's taxonomy places the organism in Eukaryota, Viridiplantae, Streptophyta, Magnoliopsida, Ericales, Ebenaceae.